CAAGCGGUCUGGAAACGUGGGAGCCCCGAACUGAUCUGCUUUAAUGCGCAAGUCUCCCUUCGCUUGUAGCUGCUCUCCUCGCGCCUACGAAAGGGGUGGGGCGGGGGCGCUGUGCUUGGCCGAAGAGACGUGCACCUGGAGGUUUGUUGUGGAAAACCUGGUUACCUGGUCAGUGGAUGCUGCCGCCGCCAUAGGACCUUUGCUCGCGGGCAAUAAAGAAAAAGCGGGGUCUGACUUGGCGCGCCACAGCGAGGGGACGCCCGUCAGAUAUACCCCCGUCGCAGCAGUCACAGAAGACCCAGGAUCUGGACGCGCCGCUUCCUCCAGGGGCUUCACGGAACUCCGGGGAAGCGUGUGCGCCUUCGUCACCGGCCAGCUCUCGAGCCGGAGCAAGGCAUCCGAAGAGGGCCAUGGCGUAAGGCAGCGAAACUGCGUAUUAGGGGAAAUCACCCAAACAUCAUCUGAUCUUCACAAGUGUUGGCAUAAUGCACUAUGGAUAAGUCAUUGACUGCUGACCGAUGUCUUCAACAUCUGGGGAUUUUACUGCAUAUCUUUAGGAGAAGAAUCCUUUGGCAAUGAAUGUCAGGGCAUGCAGUAUGAGCCACCGGACAACAUGCACUCCUCACAGGCCUGGGAUGGUAAAUGCGCAGCAGAUCCCAUCUAUUAAACUGCAUAUAGAAACUCCUUCUGCUUCUUCUAAUAGUAGCACCCCAGGCCCUGCUAUUGGAAACCUACCUACCACCUCACAUUUAAAGACAUCUCUUGGAGGAGGUGUGGCUCAUCAGAGCAGUGCUAUUGACUGUAAUAUUCACUUUCCUGCUUUAAGUCCCAGGAGACAAAUGGUUACAAAUGGAAAGCCUUUAUUCCAUUUCCCACAACCGCCAGGGGUAACAGCUCCACAGUUAUUGAAACCAAAGGAGCAAGAAUUUGGAAAUAAAUUCACUACAAGCACAGUGAAAGGAGCUUUUGUCUACGGACCUCAGUGCAAGUCCAUUGGAAAAAACAGUUGCAACAAUUUGAUAAUCGCCAGCAGUCCAAUGGUGGUUCAGAGACUGGGACCUCUGUCUCCUUCUGCUCAGCAGGUCUCAACAGCAUGCAACCAAAUCAGCCCUAGUUUACAGAGGGCUAUGAAUAUGACAAAUCCAGAUAUUCCAUCUGAUACAAGAUCUCUUAUAUCACGUGAAUCUUUGGCAUCCACAACCCUGAGUCUGUCAGAAAGCCAGUCAAUACAGAGUGUCAAACAAGAGUGGUUUCAUGGUUAUAGAAUUUAUCCUUCUCUUCCAUCCAAUCAGGGUUCACAAAAUAGCAAUGAAUUAGGUGAUGUCACAAAUGCUACAUCUGGGAUAUCCAUGUCCAACAACUUUUCUACUUCAUUGCCAUCUUACUUGUUCAGUGUGGAAAACAACCAUCCGCCUUAUUCUAGUCCUCACCAUUCCUCAGCCAGAUCUCAUUCAGCAAAAAAAAGGGCGCUGUCCCUGUCCCCUUUGUCUGAUGGCAUUGGGAUUGACUUCAACACAAUUAUCCGUACAUCCCCUACUUCUCUAGUUGCAUAUAUAAAUGGUUCAAGAACAUCUCCAUGCAACAUCUCUCCUCAACCUGAAGUUUAUGGGCAUUUCUUAGGAAUAAAGGGAAGUUGCAUUCCCCAGACUUGCUCUAUACCUAAUCCUCACAAAAGGCUUCUUAUGGCUAAUUGCAAUGCUACACCUCCAGACUACAGUGAAAAUGGAAAUGGUGAAUAUCAGCGCAUGCAACAGUUGGAGCAAAACAACCUACAGCCAUUGGUCACAAAUAAUAUGAUGGUUCAGCAAAGUACAUGUCUAGCAGAGAGCCAACCUGUGGGAGUUGUGAAGGGUGGACAUGGGGAUAUUUUUUCUGGAAACACAAAUGGCAUACCCUCUGCUUCUCCACUGGCUCCCCUUGUUCUUCCUCCUCCACAUGGUCCACCACCCCCCUAUCAUGCACAUCAGCAUGCACUCAUAAAUCAUUCCCGUCCACUUUCCUUGCCUCCAUCUAUCCAGAACUGUUUUUUAGAUGAAGACAGUGAACUCGAUGAUUUCAGUGGCAAGCACUGCUGUCGUUGGAUAGAUUGCAGUGCUACCUACGAUCAGCAAGAAGAACUUGUGCGACAUAUAGAAAAAAUUCACAUAGACCAGAGGAAAGGGGAAGAUUUCACUUGUUUCUGGGCUGGGUGCCCUCGAAGAUACAAACCAUUUAAUGCCCGUUACAAAUUGCUUAUCCAUAUGAGAGUGCAUUCAGGGGAGAAGCCAAACAAAUGUACG
This is a messenger RNA of Python bivittatus (Burmese python), 2279 nucleotides long. The record is from RefSeq and is a predicted model, not a curated record. NCBI's taxonomy places the organism in Eukaryota, Metazoa, Chordata, Lepidosauria, Squamata, Pythonidae.